CAACUAAGCGCAUCUCCAAUCCAUUAUCGCACCCAGUCUUCUCAAAGAUGUCGGGAAUAAAGCACUUCAUCGUAGUCAACACAAUUUCGCCCGGCGCAUACGAGGCGCUAAAAGAGGCGUUUCCCGAUGCCAACAUCAGCAACGCUGUUGCGGGAGAAUCAAGUUGUCCCGGUGACUUGUCCACUCUGUCGCGCAAAUUAACUGAAGACGAAGUUGCUCUGAUGCAAGAGGCUGACAUACUCGUGGUACACCCUGCCUUUCUGUCGAAGGUCAUGUACGACUUGCCAAAGACGAAAUGGGUGCAACUUACAAGCACUGGAAUCAAUAUACUUCUCCGCGCGAGAAGAGAAGAUACACCGCUCCCUGCUUAUGCGGUCACGCGGAACUUCUCAAAGGAAGUUGGAGUUAUUAUGGCGGAAUAUGUGGUCGGACAAAUCAUCUGCCACGAGCGAUCGUGGCACUCCAGCAUGGCAAACCAGCAACGAAAUGAUUUUGACAGAGGCAACAAAUUCUCCCAAUUUCGGAGUCUGAGUCAACUUACGAUCGGCAUACUUGGAACUGGAGCCAUGGGAUUAGACAUUGCUGGAGCAUUAAAAUACUUCAAAUGUCAGGUACACGGAUACUCUAGGCGACCCAAAGAGGCUUCUGAGAGAUCGCCACUCUUCGAUGACUACUGGCACCACAGCCAGUUGCCGGAUUUCUUGAGUACAUGUGAUUACGUCGUGUCUGUUCUCCCGUCGACACCGGAAACCCGUGGAUUACUGGGCAAAGAUGUUCUUAGACAUGCUAAGAAGAGUCCGGUUCUCAUAAACAUAGGACGCGGCGAUCUCAUCAGCGAGAGUGACAUCCUGCAUGCCCUAGACUCCGGGUGGAUCUCUGCAGCCAUCUUGGAUGUCUUUGAGAAGGAGCCCUUGCCGAAAGAGAGUGCCCUCUGGAAUCACCCUAAGGUGGUGAUCACGCCUCACGUGUCUGGAUUUGGAAACGCAGAAAUCCGCAAUAAAGCGCUCAUCGACUGUUUUUCACGAAAUUACGAGCGUUUCAUCAAUGGCCAGCCUCUUCUCGGAAGACUCGACUGGGAAUCUGGAUACUAAUAUAAAAAAAAUAUAGAAGGUUGGUUGGUCUGGUAAACUGGUGUCACAACAAUUAUGGGCAUCACGGACACGGGUGGGAUUUAUACCUUAUCAUGAAAAGUAAACACUAAAAGAACUGUAGUUCAUCUGAGGAUGCAAUGGAAGGAUAGAGUUUACUAUAGUCACAUAAGAUCAUUGCUGUUGUUUUAAAAUUGCCUUCGCAACAAAUGACUGAAACUCGCGUCAUUCAUUUUCCUAUUUGGAAAGGACGGCAGAGCCUCAAGAACUAAGGAUGACAUGACGCAAAUGGAACUGAAGAUCCUCUUAAAACUUCGCAGCAAAUUGCCCAAGUCUGUCUCACCUAAUUACAAUUAAUUCUUUGAUGUUU
Messenger RNA from Macrobrachium nipponense, 1458 nucleotides. Its product is annotated as glyoxylate/hydroxypyruvate reductase A-like. The transcript is spliced from 9 exons. Lineage: Eukaryota; Metazoa; Arthropoda; Malacostraca; Decapoda; Palaemonidae. The coding region runs from base 48 to 1091 and encodes 347 amino acids. Gene Ontology annotation, molecular function: NAD binding. The record is from RefSeq and is a predicted model, not a curated record.